AUGCCUGGGGACAAUAAUCAAAAGAAGUUCGGAGUUCCUUUCAACCAUAUUGAGAAGGUUGCUAUUGUUGGUGCUGGUGGCCAGGUAGGAAAGCAUUUGGCAGAAGCUUUGUUGAAAACUGGAAAGCAUGUUUUGACGGCAAUUACGCGACCCGGAAGCACCAGCAACCUUCCAGCUGGAGCGAAGGUGGUUCGCGUUGACUACGGCAGCAAUGAUGAUGCUGAUCUGGUGCGGACUCUGCAGGGUCAACAGGUCCUGAUCAUCACAAUGUCAGUAGCUGCACCCAGGGACACCGUUAGCAAACUUCUGCGCGCCGCCGCAAAGGCUGACGUGUCUUAUGUGUUCCCAAACUGGUAUGGCCAUGAUGCUUCCAACAAUGAUUUAUGCAACGACACCAUGCUUGGUCCCAUCCGCGACAACAUCUGCGCCGAAAUAAAAGGCCUCGGUGUCAGUUCAUACAUCUUUCUUGUUUGCAACUUCUGGUACGAGUUCAGCCUAGGCGGUGGACCUAACCGCUACGGAUUCGACUUCCAGAAGAGAUCCUUGGUGCUGUUCGAUGAUGGAAACGUAGCUAUCAACACCAGCACAUGGCCUCAGUGCGGUAGAGCUAUCGCCAACCUUCUCAGUUUGAAGGAGUUUCCCGACAAUGAGGCCGAUCAAUCUCCGACCUUGUCACAGUUUCGUAAUAGCUCAGUCUACAUAUCAAGCUUCAGACUGAGUCAGCGGGACAUGUUCGAGAGUGUGAAGCGUGUCACUGGCACCAGUGACUCUGACUGGGACAUUACACACGAGUCUGCUGAGCAUCGAUGGAGAGAGAGCCGUGCAGCCUUACAAGAAGGCAACUGGGGGCCAUAUACCAAGAUGCUAUACAGCCGCACGUUUGUCCCUCACGGGGGCGGUGACUACGCAUCCCACAGAGCGCUCCACAAUGACAUACUCGAUCUACCGGUCGAGGACUUGGAUGACUGCACGGCUGUUGGUGUCAGUAUGGGGGUUAGCGGAGAGGUUCCAUUUUCGCACUGA
Neoarthrinium moseri is the source of this 1023-nucleotide messenger RNA. RefSeq lists its product as uncharacterized. The record is from RefSeq and is a predicted model, not a curated record. NCBI's taxonomy places the organism in Eukaryota, Fungi, Ascomycota, Sordariomycetes, Amphisphaeriales, Apiosporaceae. The transcript is spliced from 2 exons. Bases 1 to 1023 code for a protein of 340 amino acids.